UGAAGUGAGUAAUACUGAUUGCAAUAAAAUAGGGGUAUAAAUAGAAACAUUCUUCUUAUUACUCUGCUGCAUCAUUUCUGGGUCUUAGUGACCUCAUUUGGGGUUUUCUUGGUAAACAUAACUGGAGUGAUUAGCCAUUUCCUCCAACUCAUUUUACAGAUUUAGAAACUGAAGCUAACCAGGGUCAGGGGAGAUGAGGGGGCGGGGCUUCCGCUCCAGAAGUGCCCUGAGGAAUAGCUGCAGUCAGGGAGAUUCAGGACCACAUUCCGGACCUGGGAGAGGGCCGAGCUCCAGGCAUGCGCAGAAGAUGCAGCCGUCUCCAGACUACAAUUCCCAGAAGGCAUUGCUCGCCCCAGGGGCAUUUUUCCAAGUCUCUGGCUGGAGGGUGGGAACUUCCUCCAAUGUCACUUCCCGAUGGCGCUCUUUGCUUUUCCGUUCUUCCUGCUGCUCGCUUCUUCUUCUUCUCUGUCUUGAGCCGACCUGGGACGGGAACCUCUGCCCCUUGUGGCCUCUGCUCAGCUCCAGUAGCUGGGAGCACUGAGGAAGAGAAAAUGGCUUCUGUUCUCCUGACAACCAGGCCCUACGUGGUAUCAGUGACAUUCCAGGAUGUGGCCGUGGAAUUCUCCUCAGAGGAGUGGACACAUUUGAACCCAUCUCAGAAAAAGUUAUACAGGGAUGUGAUGCUGGAAAACUAUAGGAACUUGGCGUCUUUGGGAUUUGCAGUUUCCAGACCAGAUGUGAUCUGUCAAUUGGAAAGAAAGGAAGUACCAUGGAUGCCAGAGGCAGAUGUUCUAAAAAGCAGCUGUACAGGGAGCAAAGAAUUUACUGGAGAGAAAGCUUAUGAAUGUAGUGAAUGUGGGAAGGCCUUCAGGAGUAAGAAACAACUUACUGUGCAUCAGAGAAUUCAUACUGGAGUGAAAUGUUAUGAAUGUAAGGAGUGUGGGAAGGCUUUCAUCUACAAUUCAGAAAUUAUUCUCCAUCAGAGAAUUCAUUCUGGAGAGAAGCCUUAUGAAUGUAGUGUAUGUAGGAAAGCCUUCAGGAGUAAGAAACAACUUACUGUGCAUCAGAGAAUUCAUACUGGAGAGAAACUUUAUGAAUGUAGUGAAUGCAGGAUGACCUUCAGGAGGAAGACACAUAUUACUUAUCAUCAGAGAAUUCAUACUGGAGAGAAACCUUAUGAAUGUAAUGAAUGUGGGAAGGCCUUCAGGAGUAAGACACAGCUUACUGUACAUCAGAGAACACAUACUGGAGAGAAACCUUAUGAAUGUAGUGUAUGUGGAAAUUUCUUCAGUAGGAAGGCAAAUCUUAAUAUGCAUCAGCGAAUUCAUACUGGAGAGAAACCUUAUGAAUGUAGUACAUGUGGAAAGGCAUUCAGGAGGAAGCCACCUCUUACUGUGCAUCAGAGGAUUCAUACUGGAGAGAAACCUUAUCAAUGUAGUCAAUGUGGAAAGACCUUCAGGAGUAAGUCACAUCUUACUGUGCAUCAGAGCAUUCAUACUGGAGAGAAACCUUAUGAAUGUAAGGAGUGUGGGAAGGCUUUCAUCUACAACUCAGAACUCAUUCUACAUCAGAGAAUUCAUACUGGACAGAAACCUUAUGAAUGUGGUGUAUGUGGGAAGGCCUUCAAUAGGAAGUCACAUCUUACUGAGCAUCAGAGAAUUCAUAUUGGUGAGAAACUUUAUGAAUGUAUUAAAUGUGAUAAAGUCUUCAGGCACAAGACACAACUUACAGUGCAUCAGAGUAUUCAUACUGGAAAGAUUCUUUAUGAAUGUAAGGAUUGUGGGAAGGCUUUCAUCUAUCACUCAGCUCUUAUUAAACAUCAGAGCAUUCAUACUGGAGAGAAACCUUAUAAAUGUAAUUUAUGUGGGAAAGCCUUUAAGAUUGAGCCACAACUUACAGUGCAUCAGAGAAUUCACACUGGAGAGAAACCUUAUGAAUGUAGUGAAUGUGGAAAGACCUACAGGAGUAAGAAACAGCUUACUGUGCAUCUCAGAGUUCAUCCUGGAAAGAUUCUUUAUGAAUGUAAAGAGUGUGGGAAGGCUUUUCACUACAAUUCAGCACUUAUAAAACAUCAAAGAAAUCACAUGGGAGAGAAAUCUUAUGAAUGUAGUGAAUGUAGGAAGGCCUUCAAUAGGAAGUCAUAUCUUACUGUGCAUCAGAGAAUUCAUACUGGAGAGAAACCUUAUGAAUGUAGUGAAUGUGGGAAAGCCUUCCGGAGGAAGGCAAAUCUCAAUAUGCAUCAGAGAAUUCAUAAUGGAGAGAAAUCUUAUGAAUGUAAUACAUGUGGGAAGGCUUUCCCUCUAAAGUCAGAUCUUACAAAACAUCAAAGAAAUCAUAGAACAGAAAAACCUUAUGAAUGUAGUGUAUGUGGGAAGACCUUCAAUAAGAAGUCACACCUUACUGUGCAUCAGAGAAUACAUACUGGAGAGAAACCUUAUGAAUGUAAGGAGUGUGGAAAAGCUUUCUUCUACAACUCAGGACUUAUUACACAUCAAAGAGUUCAUACUGGAGAGAAACCUUAUGAAUGUAGUGUAUGUGGGAAGGCCUUCAGUAAGAAGUCAAAUCUUACUCUGCAUCAGAGAAUUCAUACUGGAGAGAAACCUUUUGAAUGUAGUGAAUGUGGAAAGGCCUUCAAGAGUAAGGCACAACUUAAUGUGCAUCAGAGAAUUCAUACUGGAGAGAAACCGUAUGAAUGUAGUAUAUGUGGGAAGGCCUUCAGUAGGAAAUCACAUCUUACUGUGCAUCAGAGAACUCAUACUGGAAAGAGACCUUAUGAAUAUAGUGAAUUUGGGAAGUACUGUAGACAGAGGACACAACUUUAUGUCCAUCAGAGAAUUCAUACUUGAGAGAUUACUCAUAAAUGUAAAGAGUGGGAGGACCAUCACAAUUUAGAUUUUGUUGAAUAUCAUAGAAUUCGUACAAGUGAUGUUCCUUAUGAAUAUGGAAAGCCAUGAAGAAUCUAUUCUGCAGCGAAACCUUUAUGAGUUAGGUAAUGUAUGUGGGAAAAUACAUUUUUACUGAGGACACUUCUCUGAUGUCUAUCACAGAAUUCAUACUCUGUAUAACCUUUAUGAAUGUAAGGUAUAUGGGAGGAUCCCAUAGGUGUCUAGGCUAUGAUUCUGAGUUGUUAUAUCAAUUUUGGGUCCUUAUUUAGCUCCCAUGAAAGGAAAUAUCCCCCUUCCUCUGCAGAGCCCUUUGAUAGGAGAAAGAGUAAUGUUAUCCUCCCAUGGGCCUUCUGGUGUGGAAAGAAUAUGGUGGUUGAGCCUGAGGACACUGAGUGGAUGGUGGUGUUAGGAGAGACUUGGUAUUAACUUUAGUCCCUGGGUAAAUGGCAUGUAUGAGGCAUAUGGAUGAUCUCUUGACCCUCAGAUGAGCCUGAUGUAUGAUCAGUUCUUAUUGACUGCUUGAGGAAUAUAUCAUAAUCUAAGCUGUGUUCCUGAUGUUUGUGGUGCUUCUGCUCUUAUUUAUCAGGGUAAGCCCUGAUCCAUAAAGAUUUGGAAUCACAUAAAUUUUUUAAAAAUCCUAGUAAGGGUCUUUGGCAGAGAUUGAUGCUAUAUGAUUUCUGCCCAGUGUUCUGAAUAUCAAAGUGAAGGAAUUCAGUGGAAUGCUUGUAAACAGCAGGAGCAACUAUUACUCUUUUAAGGUUGCCACAGGUGUUAUCAUUUAAUUAGUGACAAAUGAAAAGAAUGUGAUUCUGAUUGUGGUUAAAGAUAUGAAUAGGGCAUUUUCAGAAGAAGAAAUCAAAGCUAUGAAUUGUCAUAGGAUAAAUGUUCUUAAUCACUUUCGACUAGAGAAAUGCAAAUGGAAACAACUCUGACAUAUCACCUCACACCUAUCAAAUUGAGUUACAUGAUAUUUAAGAAAAUGAUCGAUUCUGGGGGGGAUGUGGUAAAAUAAGGACACUAAUACACAGUUUACAACUGUUCCAACCAUUCUUGUGAACAAUUUUGAAGUAUUCCCAAAGGCCUACAAAACUGUGAAUUCUGUUUUACCCAGCCAUAGCAGUACUUGUUCUGUAUGCCAAAGAGAUUCAACUAAAAAGGAAAAGGACUUAUAUGUACAAAAAUAUUUAUAGCAGCUCUUUUUGUGGCAGCAAAAUAUUGGAAACUGAAGGGAUGCCCAUUGUUUGGGGAAUGGCUGAAUAAGUUCUUUAGAAUUGUAAUGGAAUUCUGUUUUGCUGUCAGAGGUGAUUGAUGGUAGCUGGAUGGCUUAGUAGAGAUAGCACUGUGCCUGGAGUCAUUAAAAACUGAGUUCAAAUAGGGCCUCAAUCGCUUAUUAGCUCCAUCACUCUGGACAAGUCAUUCAAGCUCUAUUUGCUUUAAUAUACUGGAGAAGGAAAUGGCUAAAUCACUCCAUUAUUUUUUCCAUGAUAACCCCCAUAAUGUGACCUCGCUGAAUCACUAAACAGCUUUAACAACAUGAAGAGAAUCAUUUCAGAAAAAGCAUAUGAAGACCUGUAUGAAUUGGUAUAGAGUGAGGUCAGCAGAAUGAAGUGGUCAUUUUGCUCAGUAACAGCAACAUUGUAAUGACCAGCUGUCAAAGACUUAGUACUUUGAUCAAGAUAAUUCCAAAGGACUCAUGAUGAAACAUACUAUCCACCUCCAGAAAGCUAACUGAUGAACUCAAUGUAAAUUGUAGUAUAAUUUUUUCCACUUUUUUUUUUACUGAUUCGUAUUGAAUAUUUUUGUAUGAUUCCAUAUAUAUAAUUUACAUAUUUCUUGCCGUAUCAAUGGGUGGGGGAGGGCUAGAAAGAAUUUUUGAAUUCAAAAUGUUAAAAGGAAUGUUCAAAAUAAAUAAUUUUUUAAAAAGUUAAAUGAUUAAACAAAAAGAUUUGGAAUCAGCUACAACAUGGACCAGAUUAUUGAACUCCUAGACUUGGGUCUUUCUGCAACAGAGAGGAAAAGCCUAAGAUUUCUACCAGUCUCCUUCAUUCUGAAUAAUCUGUUUGCCAGUUCUAGCCGGAUGGGUACAAAGUCCAGUGGAGGUCACUUUGGAAAGCUAAGCUUUGACUCUAGGGCAUGGAAGUUUUGAUGAGUUACUAACACACACAGCCAGAAGUUGCCUCUGCAGCUAGACUAAUCCUGGAAGAAGGUCACGUGGUCUAUUCUCUGUCAAAGUGUUAACAAAGAUCUACAAAUCACUACGUAUACUCCCAUCCUCUCAAUCACAAGUGUCCCGACACUCUCAGUUUCUGGAACUGCUGCUCUCUUCCAGCCCCUCUUCAGUGGUUUUGAGGCAUCUUCACACCUUCUGCAGAACAUGCUAUGUGUAAUCAGAUUGUAAAGAUAAGCUUGAGUCACAAUCCGGUGGGCUUUAACAUAGGAGUUAAUAUUUUAUCCUAGAAUCAGUAAGAAAGCAACAGAAUGAUAUGAUCUGAGAUAUUUAGAAAUAUCAAUUUGUUCAUUGUAUAGAGAAUGUGUUGGAAAGGAGCAAGACUGCCUGUGUGUCUAUUUUGGUCUGGACCUGUGUAGAAGUUACCUAUGUUCAUAGAGAUGGACAAUUCCUUUAUAAAUUCUUGUCCUACUCAAGCCAUGAUUUGAGAGGACUGAAGGUAAGUAUGAUGCUCACCUCUUUCUGCAGAGGUGAUGCAGAGGGGAAAUACAAAAUGUGAAUUAUAUUUUGGGUGUGACCAAUGUGGAAAUUUAUUUUGUUGGACUAUGCAUAUAUGAUAAAGUUUUACUUUUUUUUACAUCUCUUAUCUUUCUUGUUCAACAAUGGUGAAGGAAAAUAAUAAAAUAAAUUACAUUUUAGAUUAGGAAAAUUUUAAAUUGAUAACUUCUGUUAUUUGUCCAAACUUCCUGAGGUGGAAUGUGUUGACCACCAUUACAUAAAGAGUAAAAAUCAAGAAAAUAAUUACAGUAGGAAGAAUGAAUUCAAAGGAAUGGCAAUGAUGGACCAGAUAAAAGAGAAGGCUUGGGCAUUUACACUCUGCUGCCACAGACCAGGCUCUCCACCCUUAUGAGGGACUUGUGGAGAGACGACUAAAAUCGUUGGGACGGCAGAAUGUACUUGAGCAUUAGCAGCAAACAUCCCUGGAACGAUCAGGGGGAGAAAAGAGAAAGAUUAAGGUGGCCCUCCCAAGUAGCCAUCAUUAGAUAUGCCGUCUAUGCAGACUUUUACUGCUGAAUGUAAGCAGACAUUUAUCAGUGUAUGAGUUUGUUUUAAAUUAUUGUCCCCCACCAAGUGAGAGCUGGGAGGGAAUGGGGACUGUGUAGUCCCUUAUUAGUAAGACUAUUAGCAAGUAUAGUUGUCCCAGAUAGAAGGAGGGGCCAAAGGAUGGUGGGAGCUGGAAGCUGCAGUGGGUAGAGGGAGUAGGAGCUUGGGAGCUGUUUGGAGAACUGAUAGCAAAUAAGGGGCUCUGCUACUCAAAACUGAAUGUAAUCCAGAGCACUUGCAGCCUUGUUAACCCACUUAGGGCAUGAUCUGUCAAGACUGGAUGUUGAUGUUCUGCUGCUUUUGGGAGCUGAGUGAACUCAUUUUAACUUCACUUCCUUCUCCCCUUCAUCCUGCUUGGUGAAGUGACAUUACUUUUACCCUAUGUGUAUUUACUGUCUGCACUUUUACAAUGCGUUUUGGAUGGAGAAAAAACAAUAAGCUAAUUCUGUCAAAUUCUAAGCAAGUGUUUGCUGUCAAUGAUUGGACCUCUCUGGAGAAGGAGAAAGGGGAAAAUUUGGACAUCUAACCCGGAACUUGGCCAGGAGCUUCAUAUUUAAGGGUUCUCCUGAGCCCCACCCAAAGCAACAAAGGGAAGACAUAUGUGUUUUAUUAGUUUUGAGAUGGGAGGGUUUUCAUUUUGUUUUGUUUUCUUUUUCAAGACUGAAACUUCAUAUGUCCAAAGUGGUUUCUGGA
Messenger RNA from Phascolarctos cinereus (koala), 6849 nucleotides. RefSeq lists its product as uncharacterized. Lineage: Eukaryota; Metazoa; Chordata; Mammalia; Diprotodontia; Phascolarctidae. The record is from RefSeq and is a predicted model, not a curated record. Gene Ontology annotation, biological process: regulation of transcription by RNA polymerase II. Gene Ontology annotation, molecular function: RNA polymerase II cis-regulatory region sequence-specific DNA binding; DNA-binding transcription factor activity, RNA polymerase II-specific.